GGUUCCGUAAAAUGUCAGGUUUAUCAUGUAAUUACGUUCUCUGUGGUAUCAUAGACGAUAACAAUACAUAGUGAGAAUUAAUUAGUUUGUCAUGAUGGUUGUCGACGACUACGAAGCUAUUAUUCAGUGGCAUCCACAAAUGAUAUUAAUUUCUAAAAAACCAGUUACAUGGAAAGGAUUUUUAACAGUUUCGUGCAAUUCUAAUACAGGACAAAAUAUGCGAAUUAAAUUACGUUUAGUUGCACCUAAUUAUCCAUCAUUAAAUGACGCAGAAGUUAACUUUGGUAAAGAAAUUUCAUUUAUACGCAAAGAAGGAUUUAGUCAGAAAGUGAAAGAUUUAGCCCGAAAUGUAACUAAAGCAUCAUUGUUUUUAAGUCAUUUGCAAACGCUAAUUGGAAUUCAAAUAUUAUCUGGCAAUAGCUUAAAUACAAUUAAGCUAUCUUUGGAAAAUGUGGCUGUGGAAUUGCAAAGAACAAAAUAUGGAACAUAUCCAUGGACAGUUAUUUAUUCAGAUUUACCUGAAAUACCUGCUUUUGGACCCUUUGAAAAGAAUUUAUCAACACUAGCUAUAGCAAGAAAUAAAUUUAAAUUACAAGUAGAAAUACUUAAGGAAACUUGGUCAAAUCUAAAAAAAAUUGAUAAGAAUUGUUGGAUAGUAGAUCCACUUCAACCAAAGCCAUGUCAUCUUUACCGACGAAUUUAUUUAACACCAUCUUUAUCAAUGCUCAUUAAAAUAAGUCCUUUGAAUCCUAUGGAUUUACCGGAAAUUAAAUUUAUGGGUAGUGAUAUUGAAGUUGAAUCAAUGAGAAACAUUGUUUCUAAGAACUUACAUAAUUGGAAUCCAAAAUGUGAUAUUAUAGAUAAUUUACUGAUGUUAUUAAACAGAGACAUAUUUCCUAAAAAGGAGAAGGAAAAAUAUAUAGAAAAUAAUGGUGCUAUUGUUACUGAUGAAGAAUGCUGUAUUUGCUUUUCUAUGAAAUUAGACAAUGAGACUUUACCUGAAAAAAUUUGCAAUAAUGAGAAAUGUAGAAGACAUUUUCAUACAUCUUGUCUAUUACAAUGGUUACAAGCAGUUGCUGGCAAUCAUGUUGUAUUUGAUUAUAUACAUGGUACAUGUCCUAACUGCCAAGAAAGCAUUUCAUGUUGUAUCAAAUAAUACA
Habropoda laboriosa is the source of this 1160-nucleotide messenger RNA. It is a transcript of the gene Fancl, whose product is annotated as E3 ubiquitin-protein ligase FANCL. Lineage: Eukaryota; Metazoa; Arthropoda; Insecta; Hymenoptera; Apidae. The transcript has 5 exons. Gene Ontology annotation, cellular component: Fanconi anaemia nuclear complex; nucleus. The record is from RefSeq and is a predicted model, not a curated record. Bases 95 to 1156 code for a protein of 353 amino acids. Gene Ontology annotation, biological process: protein monoubiquitination; interstrand cross-link repair. Gene Ontology annotation, molecular function: ubiquitin protein ligase activity.